UAAAUAAUAAUAAAAUAAAAUGAACUUCCAACUUUUUGCAAUUUUCAUGUUAUUUACGCUGUUUUUGGUUACAUCUCAUGCUGGGAUACCAGAUCGUUGCCUUGAACCACCACCGCAAGGUAUAGGUUUAUGCAAGAAACUCCUAUUUGGCUACCAUUAUGAUCCAAAAACGAAGAAAUGCAAACGGUGGUUCUCCUCUGGAUGUUCAAGGACUAAAGGAAACUCUUAUAAUUGUCUCAAGGAGUGCAUUGAGGAUUGUGUGAAAUCGUCUGAUUGUAAGGAAAAUUAAUUAAUUCUUUUCAAUCGUAAAGAGCUUAGUAGUUUCAAUAUACUUUAUUUAC
Molecule: messenger RNA, 341 nt
Organism: Teleopsis dalmanni
Lineage: Eukaryota; Metazoa; Arthropoda; Insecta; Diptera; Diopsidae
Product: serum basic protease inhibitor-like
Exons: 2
Coding region: 20-289 (89 amino acids)
Molecular function (GO): serine-type endopeptidase inhibitor activity
Source: RefSeq, a predicted model, not a curated record